ACCGGCCGACCGGCCGGCGUCAGUGAGGUGAGCCGAGGCGGCCUACCGCUCCCAGCGUGCUGUGCGCGGGGCUGCUCCCGCCGCCGUCUCCCUGUGGUGAGCUCCCCCGGGAUUGGGCGUGGGCCGUGGAAGUCCCGCCCCCGUGCGCUAUAAGUGGGCCUUGGCGCCUCUGCUACCUGGCGAGUGGUAUCAGUUUGUACUGUGGUGGUGAUAAUGGCCUUUGACUUUCAGCGCCUGCAGGCCGCCCUGGGUAUGAGCGUCAAGCUCACCUUAACGUGUGGCGUUUUCCAGGGUGUGCUGCACCACAUUAAUCCUAGCUGUGACCUUCUGCUGCUGCACACAGUGAAGAACUUGGAGACUGGCAGGAGCUCCCCAGGAGUAAAGGCGUUUUUCAGCCGAGAAAUAGUCAAUGUGGAGUUGCUGGAUGAACCAGAUUCACAGAAGAGAACAGCAGUGCUGUAUGAGUGUACUUCAGCUGUAGAGAACAAAGGAGCAGACGCAGGAACAGUGCAUGGCAGCCUGGGCUGUUCUCCAUGUGCUUCCCUAGAGAAGGAGCUCAGAGCCUUGAAUAGCUUAAACAUGAACUCCUUCCCAGGGAAGGAGGAAGAAGAGAAAGUAGAGUAUACAGUUAUUGAUUGUUUCCAGGAGAAAUUUGGCCCAGCAGUGCUGCACCUGAAACAACAAGAUGUUAUCAGUGUUGUUGGAGAAGGUGUUAAUUUGUGUCCUCAUGGAAAACUCUCAUGGCUUCAGAUAGCAACAAAAAGCCAUGUUUUUCUAUUUGAUAUCUUCCUUCUGGGACCUCAAGCUUUCAGAAAUGGAUUACAAGCUGUGCUAGAAGAUAAAAACAUUUUGAAGGUCAUGCAUGACUGCCGUUGGAUCUCAGAUUGCCUCUUUCACCAGUACAGCGUACUUCUUGACAAUGUCUUUGACACACAGGUUGCUGAUGUUCUGCAGUUCUCAGUGGCAACGGGUGGCUUCUUUCCACACCGCACUUGCACGUUACAGGAGUGUCUGAUGCAGCACUUGAGGAUACCUUCCAAAUGGAAAACCCUCAUGAAGUGCAAGCAGCAAAUGGCUUUGGAGAAUCCUGAUACGUGGUUCUUGAGACCCCUUCCAGCUUCUCUGCUUCAAGUACUUGCUCUGAAGGCUAUGUGCCUUCUGUUACUGCACUCAUCUCUAAUGGAUAACUUCAUGGCGGACCUCACAGCUGUGGUACAUGCUUACUUAAAUACUUCACAGAACAGAUCUGAAGAUCACCUUGGGAGCAUGGAGGAUAGAAAUACUAUGAUUUGGAGAAAAGCCAGGAGAGGUGCCUUUGCAGUGACUCCUGCAAGGAAACAUGAACUGAUUCCUAAUUGCACAGAGCUGCCAAAGGAGCUGCGUCAGCUGGCAGACAUCCAGAAGCUGCGAAGGGAGAAAGCAGUGAAGGAGUACAGAAUAAACGAGGAUGGUCUUUUGAUCAGACCAGUCGUAGAAUUAAAUGACAGAAAUCCACAGAAGGAUGAAACCCUCUGAAAUGACAGGGACUGUCUUCCCCCAGAUGAAGCAGUGUGUCAAACUACAUCCUUCAACGGUCAGGAUCUACUUCAUCAGUGAAUGGAAGAAAAUCACAAACAAGUGUCAAGUCUGUAGGAGAACCUCAGACCAACAGACAGGUUGGCUGUAAAAAUCUUCAGUGCAGGUAACCUGAUAAGUUUGUUAUGUAUGUGAGGACAUAAGAUGGAGCUAUUCCUCAUGCAGAAGCACCAAACAAAAAUUCCUUCUUUACAAGGACAGGUGAGCAGACUGUUGAAGGGAAAUGUUGAUGGUCUCUCUAAUCCAAAUUUCUGUCUUCUUAAGAUGUAUUGAGAUCUUUUUUUUUUUCCCAUGAGCUGUUUUGGCUAUUGACUUUUUCUUUUAAUUUAUUUUAUCAGACUAUUAUCAGACUAUUGUCUUAAACUGAAAUGGUGCUUUUGUUGUUUUCAACUGUUGCAGGUAUGUAAAACUCUCACUCAAACCAAAUAUGUGAAGGGGGGAACUUGUAAGAUGCCUGUUUGAGAUAAGAAGGGGUUUGCUUGGAAAAGUUCUGUUCUUUAAAAAAAAAAAAAAGUUCUGGCCAGCCCAUGUGGGCUUGGUUUAUAGAUAAGUACAGCUAUGCCAAGAGACAAGUCUUGAAUAGGAGAGGUCAGGAGAUCACACCCUACUGAACAGCAGUGCUGGCAAAAACAGCAGAGGUGUACAGAUUAAAAAAAGGCUCUUUUCUGCCAAGACAGAAUUACUGCAUGCUAACUGGCAAACACAGCAUUCUGCUUAGAAAGUUACAACCCACCUCUGUCAGCACUACUGUGUUGUACUGUUACUGUCUUAUCUAUACGAGUAAUGUGUGUAUGCCAAAAAGCAUCUGUUCUAAAAGUAAGGGAAAGCAGUUAAAUUAGUGUAAACUCUGUCUAGCAUUUUCCCCAAGAAAGAUAGGCAAAAUUAAUUUCCAGUGUACUUUGUCUGUUAUUCGUUAAAAUACUAGACCACAAGUAAUUAAAUAAGGUUUUUGAAACUCCAGAUAUAUUUAUAUCUGGAACUGGCAGAAAAAAGUUGGAAGGUUUGAUCUUUCAUAGUGCACUUUUUGUAUUUUUCUCAUCUUUAGCAGUAUUCUGUAGUUGAAGUGCAUAGUUCUUUUAUCUUGGGUCACUGUAGAAAAAUAAAACAGGUUUGAAAUGUU
Messenger RNA from Gallus gallus (chicken), 2695 nucleotides. It is a transcript of the gene EXD1, whose product is annotated as exonuclease 3'-5' domain containing 1. The transcript has 12 exons. Gene Ontology annotation, molecular function: 3'-5' exonuclease activity; nucleic acid binding. Gene Ontology annotation, biological process: nucleobase-containing compound metabolic process. The record is from RefSeq and is a predicted model, not a curated record. Lineage: Eukaryota; Metazoa; Chordata; Aves; Galliformes; Phasianidae. The coding region runs from base 214 to 1515 and encodes 433 amino acids.